Messenger RNA from Aquila chrysaetos chrysaetos, 504 nucleotides. RefSeq names its product cytochrome c oxidase subunit 6C. The record is from RefSeq and is a predicted model, not a curated record. NCBI's taxonomy places the organism in Eukaryota, Metazoa, Chordata, Aves, Accipitriformes, Accipitridae. Bases 125 to 358 code for a protein of 77 amino acids. The transcript is spliced from 4 exons. Gene Ontology annotation, biological process: mitochondrial electron transport, cytochrome c to oxygen.
CCGAGCCGCUCGCCGUACCCAGGCCACCGCCUCCCGCGCAUGCGGGGUUAGUAGGGCCGCAGAGGUGCCCGAGCGGCGGGGCGGAAGGACGUUGGUGGGCCCGCGCUGAGGAAAUAUAAUCAUCAUGUCGUCUGCCCUAUUGCCUAAGCCACAAAUGCGGCGCCUUUUGGCCAGACGGAUGAAGUUUCACCUAUUCGGGGCAUUUUUUGUAUCUGUGGGAUGUGCGGCUUUAUACAAGUUUGGAGUUGCUGACCCCAGGAAACGAGCUUAUGCAGAGUUCUAUAAAAACUAUGAUCCCAUGAAGGACUUCGAAGCCAUGAGAGCAGCUGGUGUGUUUGAGUCUGCACCGCCCAAAUGAUGGUAACCUGCAUUUGCAGAUCCCUUUCAGUCUAAGGAGACUUGAUGACCGAACCUUAUUUGUUCACUGAAUUGUAAAGUGUAAUGCACUUCAGUGCAUGGCAUGCUCCAAUGUAACUCGAUAAAUAAAAUACAUAUGUCAGUGGC